CUUCUACAAAAAGUGUUCGAAUCAAAUUGAUGAAAGUAGUUUUUACACAAUCAAGUUGCAAAAGGUGUUUGCUUAACACGGUUCAGUUUUACAAAUUGGAAAUAUCAAAAUAGAAUUAUUCGUUUACUUGUUUGCUUUACUACUUUUUGAAUGUCAUUUCUUUUUGUUAAAUUGCGUGACAGAUUUCAUUUACUUGUCGUUUGCUUAGAUAUCGGAAAAAUUCCGAUGUUUUUUCUUGGAAAGUUUCAAAUUACCUCGGUUUGCAUGACGUAAAUCCAAAAACCGAUCUUAUUUAUUGUGCUGUUUCCUGUAGUUAAAAGUUUGCGGGAAAAAUUGAACGAUAUCCUGGGUGAUUUCUCAGGUUAUAUACUAAAUGGGUUUAAUUCUUUCUAAAUUCCCGAGACAAAACAAAGAAACAAAGGAUGAGGAAACAAGUGACGAUUACGUUGUGAUCAAUCUCCUACCAAUUUCUUCUUCGGGCUUCCCAAUUUAUAGCUCGGAGGAAAUUCGAUUUGCAAAUGACAGCAAAAAAACUGAUACCGAUGAAAACAAAAAAAUAAUUGAGCCGAAUGAUUUAAAAGAAAUUAACACAAGAUCCGCCGUUAGUUCUGUUGAAUCAUUAACAGAAAAGUUUUCCAAAGAUGAACUCAAAGAAUUUGCAGACGAAAUUGAUAGUUUGAAAAUUCGGGGACUCAAAGGCAUAGAAACACAUUUCAGUGAUGAUAAUGAGUUGAAAAGAAUAAUAGAUUACAACUACGCCGAGUGGAAAAAACCCGGAAAAAAAAACAUCAAUACCGUCUGUGAGAAUCCCGCGACAGAAGAUACGAUACCAACAAAUGUCCAGACCCUUGCGAGACUAUUAUAAAACGCUUAACAAAGGCGAAAAAACUGAAGAUAAACUUUAUAGAUUGUUUGUGAAUGAAGUAAGAACAGACGAUGCCGGAGUUAUUAUUCUGCCGAAUGUAGAAGGUUUUCACAUUUUUGGAAAAGGAGGACCUGGAAGCGUAGAAAUUGACAUGAUAGUUGCACACCCACAAAAAGGAAUUUUCGUAUUCAACGUUAAAAACGAUCAAAAGCCGAAUCUGCAAAAAUUAAAGUAUGAUAUGGAAAAGCACUCUAAUUUUGUACGCCUUUUAUCUUGCUAUAACGGUCAGUCAAAACGUUCAACUUGUGAAAAAUUUGACUUGAAUAGGUUCACUGAAGUCCCUAUAUAUAAUGUAUUUAUUCAUGAUAAUUAUUACCCGAAAAACAUCGGAAAAAAGAUUAAUGCCGCUGGGAACAAAGUGAUUGUUUUUAAACAACCAGGCCCUAAAAACUUUGUCCCGCUCUGGGGAGAAUUAGUACGAAGUCUCCCCGAUAUGGCAGACACAAACAGUUUCGAUCUUUUAGUUGCCCGACUUGUCGUGCUGAGUUUAGCCUCAAAUGGUCAUAUCCAUCAAAAAUUUGCAUCUAAUGACAUACAGUCGAUUCAAGUCAGUGCAGGAAACGAAGAAGCAUGGAUUAAGAAACAACUCCGUGAAAUACUAAUCGGAGAUUACGAUAUCAAAUGUGAACUCAUUGAGCUCUUUAAAAAAUUUCAGCCAGCGAUGAGGAGAGGGAAAACUAAAGUAAUUCUUUGGACGAAAGAACAAUUGGAAAUAAUAGCCACAGUCUUCAAAGCACUCUCAGAUUCAAAGCACUCACAAGCAAUCACAAGCGUCAGAGUGGCGGGAACAACAACUGAUUCUCCAAUCGAAGGCAACCAAUUGCGCAUUAAUGUAAGAGGAGGAAAAGGAACGGGGAAGACCAUGCUGAUGACUUUUCUAGCGCAAAUGACAUCCAGCCACUUUGGGCUCCAAGUAGUGGUAUGCGACGGGUCAGCUGGUAAUUCUAAAAUGCUUUUUUCACGUUUGAAACAUGAAUUGAGUGGACUUGACAUUGAGUUUUGGUCAUUACCGGAGUUCUCACAGAGACUUGAUAGAACCAGGCAGUCAAUAGUUUUUAUUGACGAAGACCCCCUCAAUCAUAUCCCGAUGCAUAAAGCAAUACUUUUUGGUCUCCAGAACAAUGCUCAUAUGUGUCUUUUCUCAUCUGAACAGAAAUCGAUUUUCGGCAGCAUUGACAAAAACUUCGUCCAUUAUUCCCUUUCUUAUCCGAUGAGGUUUACAAAACGAAUAAACGACUUUUACAGCAAUUUGUCGAGAAAUUUGGUCUUAAGCAAGGACUCCGAGAAUGUUAUCAGCAUGCCUAGUGCAAGCCUCGACGGUACUAAUCAAGCAGAAGUUUUUUAUGUUCAUUCCUAUGGCGCGUCCAAAAACGACAGCUAUUUAACCAAAUGCUUUGAAGUGAUAAAGCGUUUGGCUGUGUCUCUGCAAAACCAAUCAAGUCUACUUGUUUUAAUAUCAUUUUUAUCGCCAAAAGUUCAACUUGGGAUUGUUUCUCGUUUAAGACAAGAAGAAAUUAAGUUGUCGUCCAAUUCUUAUGAAUUGGAUUUUGGGGACGAUUAUCUAAACUUGCCAGAAGUUCAAUUGGAGUCAACUUCAAUCAUCAACGGAAUUGAAUGUGGAGCGGUUGUUGUUUUGUUGGAAGCAAUGGUGAAUAAACAACCCGCUAAGUUUCUUGCAGAAUUUUAUAUGGCAAUAACACGCGCAACAACUAACGUGGCUAUUGUCGCUGGAGAUGAGUCUUACUUCACUUCACCAAUGGACGAAAACGAGAUUUCUGACUCAGUAUCAAUUUUGAAUGCCAGAAGUUUUCACAUAGCAAAAGAAGAACUGCCGACUUAUUUCAGAUCUCUGUUGAAUAAAUUUUGCAAAACAAGUGGCAUUGCUGUCAUUAUCGGUGUCCUCCCCAAACUGAACUUCUUAACAGAAACAGCAUUGACCAUCCAAGGACUGGAAUGGUGUUCAGCUGAUGAAGUCAAACAAUACAUGUUUCAAGGUAGCGCAUCCGUAUUGGUUCUCUCGAACAUCACGAAAGCCAGUUCAGCGGCGGCUCUUGAUUGGUAUAGACAGCAGCAAGUUUCUGUGUUCAUAGCACUAGUGUCGAAUACUUUUGACAGAAUUGCUUUGGAAUUUCUGCAACUGUUAUUUGCGGAGUCAAUGUUUGCUUCAAAUAUUAUAGAACUGCAGCUUUUCAAAAGCUCUUUAUUUGACAUAAGUCGUUUUUGUGAAAACCUUCAGGAAAAUACAGACUCUGUAUGCAACAAGCCAUUCCAAUUACUUCAAAGCUCGGAGAUAAAAGAACCCGACAAGGUUCAAUAUUCUUGGAAAGAAUUGAAAAGUAUGGUUGACGUAGCUGAAGAUCUUGGGGACAGUUUUUAUGAGUCAUUGAGGAGCCAGUUCUACACCGAAGCGUUUGACGUGCUUUUCCAAGAGUAUUGCCACCUUGUAAAAAAUGGAGAUCGACAGAAAGCAUUAGCUUCUAGAAAAGACGCUGGUAUCUUGCUCCAAAAAUGCUGCAAAUCAAUCUCCAGAUACUUGAACUUGAUCGAUACAGAUGAGUUUAGCAGAGUAUGCGGUAACCUGUUUCUCACCAUCCAAUACGCGAGGUAUUCUUGCUGGUUCAACCCGAAACUCCCGUUGGCACGUCAGAGUUUACUUGAUUUCUGUCAAGUAUCAAAUGAGAAACUUAAAGAAGCUAAAAUACUUAACGAAGCUAUAAGAGAUAACAAUCUUGAUUUAUGUAAAAUUUUGAAAAAAUUAAUCUUAAAAGAUCGCUUGACCAUUGAACGAUCGCACAUGAAGCAGAAUUGGGAUCUUCACAACAACCGGUUCCGUCUCCUUGAUACACUAAGUCUAAAAACAAGUAGUGCGAGAGAGCUGUUUUUCAGCAAAAUUGCCAAAACGAGACAAGAAUUAGAAGAACUAGAAAUUGACUACAGAUCAACAAUAAUAAAAACAUGCAAUAUGUCGAAAUCUACUCGAAUACGAAUGUUAAUAUCAGACAAGUGUGCUGAAGCUGCUCUUUCAUGCCUAAAGCUAACUGCUGACCUUCAAGCUAGUUCAUGUACCAUGGAACUUGUCACACUUGCAACCUAUGGGUUGCACAUGAAUCCCCUCAACACAGCAUGCUAUGAUGUUCUGAUAGACUUGAUUCAUUCAGAAACGACAGAAGCAGAACAACUGAUAGAUAAAUUCUGUAAUGAGGAUGAAGAAACAGCUCUAAUGCAGCUUGUGGAAAAAGACAUUUCAGUCAUUGAACUUGCUGAAUACGUUUUUUGAACUCCACUUAGUUUUAUUUUUUUCAUUUCAGUGUUAAUUCGAUUUUCAAAAAUGAUUAAAAACCCAACAGAUUCUGCAUAAUUUGUAAUAAGUCUCGUUUUUUUUUUAAAUUUGAUCCAUCCUCUGAGUGCUUCUAAUUUCUAAUUUGCAGUUUUCAUACAGAUCCAUUUUGGGACCUAUGAAAUGAGACGACAAGCAAACUAAAGGUAAAUCAAAUUUUCACUCGUUAUCAUUGUAUAGUAAAUGAAUUUCAAAAAAUGACGUACAAUAAUCAAAAUUAUGUUCCAGAAAUAUCCUGCAAUAUACUUUAUUUGUAUAUGUAAAUUUUUAUUACCAUCGAAACUUUUUUUGCUCCUAUAACUGUCAUCCUCAGUGCAAGUUUAUUCGAAAAAAAGUUAGCUUAAUCCAUUUUCUUUUAUAAAUGACGUCUAAUUUGCUCUCUGUCUGACUUCCUUUCCCAUAUUUUUAGAGAUUGAUAUUAAUUUUGGAGCAUCAAUCACCAAAAAAGACCAAUCACAUUUAUAGCGCUU
Symsagittifera roscoffensis is the source of this 4732-nucleotide messenger RNA. RefSeq lists its product as uncharacterized. Lineage: Eukaryota; Metazoa; Xenacoelomorpha; Acoela; Convolutidae. The transcript is spliced from 3 exons. Bases 837 to 4202 code for a protein of 1121 amino acids. The record is from RefSeq and is a predicted model, not a curated record.